AGUUGUGGGCUUUUGCGCUCUCCGCUGGUGGAGUUAGCAAAAAGUGGCGAGCGAGCGGCGAGCGGGCGACCGUGGGUAAAGGAAUUGUUCAGAUUCACAGACGGCUGGCCACAGAGUCGCAUAAACUCGAAUGGAUUCUUGGAUUUACUUGUGUUUUGAGGACCACUCAAGAAGGUUAUACAGUUCUACUAAAAAGUCUUUAGAAACACGUUAAAGUGAGAAGUUAGGCCUACACACUCCAACUGCUUUUUUAUUUCAUAGGAGAAGGCUCACAGCAGUGACUAAAAGUUCAAGAAUUUAAUUGGAACCGAUGCGAAAUGCAGAAGCAGAAGUUAAGAUACCUUAGCACGGUAUCCCAGGUAGGCCACAUGCUCACAAGUUCUGUCGGUGUGGUGUGUACAAUUGCUACGUGUGUACUUUUUGCCGGGCCCUUGUUGUGUGUACAAAGUGACCCUGACACAGAGAAAGGGGAUUCCCCUCACCACAGAAACGCCAAAGAUUUCGGAGAAAAACAGCAAUCGGGGCUUUCCAAGGAUUUCGAAGACUCUGCAAUGGAUUACGACAACGAAAGUGAAACUUUCAACUUAAAUCUUACGAUGAAAGAUAUCCUUAAAGGGUUUAGAGUCGGUGCAACAGAUUCCUCUAGCGAUUCCUUAUUCCAUUCUGAUUACUCUGAAGAGGUAACAGGCAGAAGUGGGGGUUUCGAUUCUUCCAAAAAAUAUAAGAACAAUCGAGUUCUAAUCAACCGCACUCAUAGCCCUUUAACAAACAAACAAAACUCGUUCAUUGAGAAACAAAGUUCUCAAACACCAGUUCAGAAAUACGGAAAUACAGAAAAAGAUCACUCUGUCACUUUUGACACGUCUAUGGACGCUUCAUCGAAUAGAAAUAGAGUCAAAUUUACCCAUGUAGCUUACAGCACUCUGCACAAAACUGAUGGUGGCUCAGACUAUCCAGACCAGUCUUUGAUACAGAAACGAAGGCACAAGUCUCAUAGAAUUUUAAGUUCACACCGACAAACGGUGGAAAACUCACGCGAUGUGUCGGUCGUUACAAAGAAGGAUAGUACAAAGUUGUCACUAACGAACACGUACAGUGUACAAAGAAGACGAGGUAAUGAGCGAAACAAUACAGAACAUACAGAAUCACAAACACAAGCUGAACCUAGGAACGCAAGUACAAAAAAUGCUGCAUCAAGUAAUUUGGGAACGGGAUAUUUCAGGCUAAACUCUACAGUAUCACUAAAUCAAAAUACUCCCGAGGAUGAUAAUAAACAUCAAGAAAAAGCUUCUUCAAACGACACUGCCCUUUUCAAUGAGAAACGUACAAGCUCCAAUCAACAGGAAAUCUUCCAGAAUCCUCAACUAAUCCACUCUGAGCCCGGUCAGUCAGGGUCAAAUAAUCCCCAGCCGACACUCAUUUCUUCUAACGGAAGUGUGUCAGAGUUCACGCAUGUCUCUGAGCCCACCAAUCACGUGACGUCAUCAGUGGCCAACUCCAGCGCUCAACCGGUCCGCGUGCAGCAGCUGAGAAGUAACGUGACCAAUCUGCUCAACAUGCUCAUGAUGGGGUACGACAAGAGACUCCGCCCAGAUUUUGGAGGUGAGUCGGACCUCAGUUUAAGUCCUUUUUUAAUUUAGUGAUUGAUUUACUGUUAGUAAGAGCUUUGC
This is a messenger RNA of Aplysia californica (California sea hare), 1670 nucleotides long. RefSeq lists its product as uncharacterized. NCBI's taxonomy places the organism in Eukaryota, Metazoa, Mollusca, Gastropoda, Aplysiida, Aplysiidae. The record is from RefSeq and is a predicted model, not a curated record. The transcript has 2 exons. The coding region runs from base 318 to 1640 and encodes 440 amino acids.